Molecule: messenger RNA, 2585 nt
Organism: Pseudomyrmex gracilis
Lineage: Eukaryota; Metazoa; Arthropoda; Insecta; Hymenoptera; Formicidae
Product: CAAX prenyl protease 1 homolog
Exons: 6
Coding region: 319-1680 (453 amino acids)
Biological process (GO): CAAX-box protein processing
Cellular component (GO): endoplasmic reticulum membrane
Molecular function (GO): metalloendopeptidase activity
Source: RefSeq, a predicted model, not a curated record
UUCAUAUAUUCUUAUGUCGAUAUAAUAUAAUGCUAAAAAUUUGUACUUCCUCUUCGUCCGUCCCGCCAUUUUCGUAAAGGGAACGUGGAUCAACGAAUAUCGUACUUGCCGCACUUAACCUAACCUUACUUGUAUUCGGCAAUUUGGUAUUGGAUCGAAGCCUGUCGGAAUCAGGUGCCAGGUGCCAGGUGUGCCAAAAAGUUUAAGCACAAGGUUGAAGGCACGAAAAUCAAUAAAUUUCUACCUUUGGAAAUUUAGUUUUAAUAAGUUGUAAGGUGUAGCGUAUUCAAUCAUACCUGCAAUAAAUACACAAUAUCAAUGACAGAUCCAUGGCGAGAUAUGUUAUUUAUUUUCGGAAAUCUCCGUUUUGCCAUUUUGUUCUUGAUGUGGUCGUUAUUUCUUUGGGAACAUUAUUUGGAUCUUCGACAGAGAAGUUUGAUGAAGAAGUUGGUUAAUUUACCAGAGCACUUGUCAUGGUUAAUGACUAAGGAUAUAUAUGACAAAGCUCGUGCAUAUCGUUUAGAUACAAAUAGUUUUGGUAUUUUCUCAGAUUUAUGUAAUAAGAUUUUUACUACAAUUAUUGUAGUAUAUUAUGGUUAUUAUUAUACUUGGCAACUAGGUGUUGAAAUAGCCAAGUACUUUGGUUUCAAUCAUGAGAAUGAUCUAUUGCUAUGUUCACUAUUUAUAUUCAUUACAAACACAGUUCAAGAUAUAUUCAGUCUACCUUUAAAAGUAUAUAACAUUUUUGUUAUAGAACAGAGACAUGGUUUUAACAAACAGACACCUGCAUUUUUUAUAAAAGAUCAAAUUAAACAAUAUAUUGUGAUGCAAAUUAUUUCAAUAUUUCUCUCAUGUGGUAUGGCUUGGAUUAUGAUAAAUUGCGGCGAUUAUAUCUUCUUCUACUUGUGGCUGUUUGUAACUACGUGUUCAUUAUUUUUGAUGAUUUUAUAUCCGGAAAUAAUCGCACCUCUGUUCGACAAGUACUCUCCAUUACAAGAAGGCGAAUUGAAGAGAAAAAUCGAGAAUUUGGCGGCUUCUUUGAAAUUUCCUUUGUACAAGUUAUUUGUAGUUGAAGGCUCCAAGAGAUCGACUCACAGCAACGCUUAUCUGUACGGUUUCUUUAAACACAAAAGGAUUGUUCUCUUUGAUACACUCAUUAAGGGUUACUCUUCCAAUAAGAAAGACGAUGACGCUGAUAAAGGUUGUGAAACGGAUGAAGUAGUGGCGACAGUUGCUCAUGAAUUGGGACACUGGAAAUAUAAUCAUGUCUUGAAAGGAUAUCUGCUUAGCCAGAUUAUAUUUAUCAUCUAUUUUGUAAUAGUCGCAAAAUUCAUACGAUACGCACCGAUUUAUCAGGCGUUUGGUUUUAUGGAUUCUCAACCUAUGUUUAUAGGCCUAAUUAUAUUAUUGCAACAUAUUUUAAUGCCACUAAAUAUAAUCUUCGGUUUUAUUACUGUGGUACUGAGCCGACGAUUUGAAUUUCAAGCAGACGAAUUUGCCACAAAAUUGGGCCACGGCAAAAACUUAAGGUCGGGUUUGUUGAAGUUACAAAAGGAUAAUUUGGGAUAUCCUUUGUACGACAAGUUGUACUCAAUGUGGCAUCAUUCACAUCCACCUGUCACUGAAAGAUUGAGUGCAAUAAAAGCACUUGAAGCUGUAACACAAGAAAAAAAAGAUUAAGUUUAAACGACUAUAUAUAAAUGAUUUAUUUGUAUGCGGAUAUGAAAGAUGUAUGAAAUUUGUUGAUGUAGGCAUCAAUCAUAUACAAUCAUACAUAGGCCUACAGAUUUUUUAUUUUAGGAACUUUUUUUUGAAAUAUUGGCUUUUUUGCAGUAAUUUUUUGUCCGCAAAUCUCAAAAUUUUGCAAUCACAUUAAGAUAAAUAAUAAGACUAGUUUCAAAAUUAAAGAUUAUAUCUUAUAAUGAUAAGAUAAAGUAAAACAAAACUUAGUUUAUUUGCGAAAAAAAACAAGGGGCCGUUAUCAAACUCGCCUUUUUCAAGAAAAUUUUGUUUUUUAUUUACCAUAAAAUGUUGACAUGAUGAAGCAACAUCGAAAUAUCAAAUUCGAAUUCGGCGGACAAAAUUUAGAAAAAACCUAACUCUUGUUAUCAAUUAAAUAAUUCCGAUAUAAUUGCUUCCUAUUAAAUGUUUUUAUUAUUAUUCAACACAAUUGAUUUAUUUUUAAAUUUUAUAUAUAAUAUAUAUAUAUAUAUAAAAUAGGAACUUUUUGUGAACUUUACGUGUGAAUGUAAUAUUUCAGAAGCAGUUUUAAUUUUCAAAAAUAAACAUUGUAUAUCUUAUAACAUUUAUAUUAAAACUUAUGCAAACUAAUUUGAUACGUAAUUACAUAUAUCAUAUAAAUAUGUAAACUGCUUUACUUAAAAAAUGUUCAAAUAUACAUACUUAUAUGUGUUUGAAUGCGUGUGUGUCGAGUAUAUUAUGUAUGCGUUAAAAACUUGUGCAUUUAAAAACAUUCGAUAAUUUGAUAGUUUACUGUAUAUCUCUUCUAUAAUAUUGGGAGUUUACAAAAAUGUAUCACACGCUGAUCAAUAUAAUUCACGUAUUUAUUUAUGUGUUAAUAUGAG